AUGGCACUUCUCGGUGGUAUGAACCCUCGGCCACUUACUCUCAUCUUCCAUAUCUUAGGCAUCACUUUUACCUCCAUUGGGCAUUUGCUCUCUCCCUUUCCCACUCCUCUACACGUUUGGCACAGCCUCAGGCUUUUCGUGUCAACGAUGAAGAUGUUGGGUCACCAUAUCAAGGUUGAAGGUGCGAGGCAAAUGCUAUAUCCAGAAAGCACACCCAUGUAUUACAGACCCUAUAUGGCUCAACCGCUCUCCAACUAA
Molecule: messenger RNA, 258 nt
Organism: Eruca vesicaria subsp. sativa (arugula)
Lineage: Eukaryota; Viridiplantae; Streptophyta; Magnoliopsida; Brassicales; Brassicaceae
Source: the annotation of a GenBank genome assembly